Messenger RNA from Nerophis lumbriciformis (worm pipefish), 680 nucleotides. The record is from RefSeq and is a predicted model, not a curated record. NCBI's taxonomy places the organism in Eukaryota, Metazoa, Chordata, Actinopteri, Syngnathiformes, Syngnathidae.
AGACGAGACGAUGGGUCAGAAGGACAACACUCGCUUUAUCUGCUCUCAGUGUGGGAAGACAUUUAGUGAGCGGUGUAAUCUGAAAAGACACACGAGAAUACACACCGGAGGGAAACCUUUUACCUGCUCAGUGUGCGGCGCGGGGUUUGCGCGGAAAGACGAUUUGAAAAUACACACGAGGACGCACACCGGAGAGAAACCCUUUUCGUGUUCCAUCUGCGGCAAAAGCUUUUGUGUCCAGACCAACCUCGUAAGACACAUGAGGACUCACACCGGAGAAAAACCCUAUUCAUGUUCCGUCUGCAACGCCACUUUUUGCUUCCGGACAAACCUCGUAAGACACACGAGGACGCACACCGGAGAGAGACCGUAUGCUUGCUCAAGCUGCAGCAAGAGCUUUUGUGUCCAAUCGCACCUGGUGAGACACACGAGGACACACACUGGUGAGAAAGUGUUCAGCUGUGGUGUGUGUGACCAAAGGUUCUCUUAUAAAUACCAGCUGAACAAACACAAGUGUGUCGCUGACCCCAGCAGGAAGUGAAGAUCCUCUAUGACAGACCUGGGCAUUCGGCGGCCCGUGGGCCACAUCCGGCCCUUUGUGCGUCCCUGUCCGGCCCGCGGGAGGCCAAUCAUAAAUUACAAAAUACAUUUAAAAAAGUAUCUAUGUCGAGUGUGCAAUA